This is a messenger RNA of Grosmannia clavigera kw1407, 1290 nucleotides long. RefSeq names its product cyclic-AMP-dependent protein kinase catalytic subunit. The record is from RefSeq and is a predicted model, not a curated record. Lineage: Eukaryota; Fungi; Ascomycota; Sordariomycetes; Ophiostomatales; Ophiostomataceae. Gene Ontology annotation, biological process: peptidyl-serine phosphorylation. Gene Ontology annotation, molecular function: cAMP-dependent protein kinase activity; ATP binding. Gene Ontology annotation, cellular component: cAMP-dependent protein kinase complex; nucleus. The transcript has 3 exons. Bases 1 to 1290 code for a protein of 429 amino acids.
AUGGAAUCGACACUCGUGCCACAGGCACAACCCGCGUCGCCGAUGUCCACGCUGUCUUCAGGCACAGACACGCAGCACUUGCCGACCAUCUCCAACCUGAUCAAUGCCCCCCAAGUCGAAGGGGCGGCACAGAGCUACCAAUCGAAUGCACCACAGCUUGCGUAUGCAGCAUCACCAGCCAAUGGUGCCGCCGUCCCUCAAGCUGCCUUGGCCACCCCAACACAUACAGCAGACGUCCCGAGCCAGCAACAGGUACCACAAGCACAGCCAGGCGUAGCGCAGCCGACCUUCCAGCAGCAGCAGCAAAUACCACAGCAGAGACAGCCGGUUUCUGAUCAGGCAAGAGUGACAAAGGGAAAGUAUUCCCUUGCUGAUUUUGAGAUCCAGCGAACCCUUGGGACCGGUAGUUUUGGGCGUGUCCAUCUGGUACAGUCACGGCACAACCAAAGAUUUUAUGCUGUCAAAGUCUUGAAGAAGGCUCAGGUUGUUCGGAUGAAGCAAGUCGAACAUACAAACGACGAAAGACGGAUGCUGGCUGAGGUGAAGAACCCGUUUCUCGUCACGCUGUGGGGGACAUUCCAGGAUGCAAAAAAUCUUUACAUGGUUAUGGACUUUGUAGAGGGAGGCGAGCUCUUCUCGUUGCUGCGUAAAUCGGCGCGCUUUCCAAACCCUGUGGCCAAGUUCUACGCGGCCGAAGUCACACUGGCGCUGGAAUAUCUGCACUCGCGCAACGUCAUCUACCGAGACUUGAAGCCGGAGAAUCUUCUUCUCGAUCACCACGGCCAUCUCAAGAUCACGGAUUUUGGGUUCGCCAAGCGAGUUCCUGACAAGACAUGGACACUUUGUGGAACACCCGACUAUUUGGCCCCGGAGGUGGUGUCCAACAAGGGCUACAAUAAAUCUGUGGAUUGGUGGUCCCUUGGGAUCUUGAUCUUCGAAAUGCUUUGUGGCUUCACGCCAUUCUGGGACAGCGGCAGCCCGAUGAAGAUAUACGAGAACAUCCUGAAGGGGAAAGUCAAGUACCCGGCUUACGUGCACCCCGAUGCACAAGACCUUCUGGAGCGGCUGAUAACUCCGGACUUGACCAAGCGCUUGGGCAAUCUCUACGGCGGGUCAGAGGACGUCAAGAACCACGCAUGGUUUGCGGAGGUGACGUGGGAUCGACUAGCGCGAAAGGAUAUCGACGCACCAUACACACCGCCGGUCAAGGUCGGUGCGGGUGAUGCCAGCCAGUUUGACCGCUAUCCCGAGGAGGCAGAAAGAUAUGGACAGACUGGGGCUGAUGAGUGA